CUCCAAAAUAUUACCCCCCCUCCUUUCUCUUUUCUCCCCCCCUCUCUCUCUCUCUCUCUGCUUUUUUCAGCUUCACAUCCCCCAACUCCAAAGCCCCAAACCUCUCUCUCUCAAACUCAAUUUCACAUCCCCACCCCAAAAAAACCCUAAAAACCUCUGAUCUUAGCCGGUCCCAUUUCUCGCCGGCCCCCCAAAACAUAAGCCCAGCUUCGACCCGACCCGAAAUCGGCGCCGAUCCGAUCCGGGCUCCUCCCAUUACAGCACCCGAACUCGGAGCUCGGAGAAGAGUCGGGUCGGAGACAGAGCGAGAGAGAGAGAGGCAGGAUAGAGUAAGGGGCGGAGAAAUGUACAAGAACCAGCUGCAAGAGCUGGCCCAAAGGAGCUGCUUCAAUUUGCCUUCCUACACGUGCAUUCGGGAAGGUCCAGACCACGCGCCCAGGUUCAAGGCCACCGUCAACUUUAACGGCGAGAUCUUCGAGAGCCCUCACUACUGCUCCACCCUCCGUCAGGCCGAGCACUCCGCCGCCGAGGUCGCCCUCAACUACCUCUCCAAUCGCGGUCCUUCUCACUCUCUCGCCGCUAGGAUUCUGGAUGAGACGGGGGUUUACAAGAACCUCUUGCAGGAAAUUGCUCAAAGAGUUGGAGCUCCAUUGCCGCAAUACACAACAUUCAGGUCUGGCCUUGGCCACCUACCUGUUUUCACUGGGACAGUUGAAUUGGCUGGAAUCACAUUUACAGGGGAACCUGCUAAGAACAAAAAACAAGCUGAGAAGAAUGCAGCAAUGGCAGCUUGGUCAUCUUUGAAGCAAUUGGCAAAGGAAACUGCGAGUUCUUCAUCUGAACCAGAGAACAAUGAUGAGCUGGAACAAAUCACUAUAGCACGAGCCUUGCUUACUUAUCGUUUGAAGGAAAAGAUGGCAAAUCCAACUGCUCCAAUACUAUUUCCGAAGAAGUUUCCAGUUCAUAACGCCAGACCUACAAGUCCACAGCCUCCAUCUGCUCACACCUCAAAAAUACUGCCCUUAAUUUGCCAAAAGCAAGCUCCUCGCAGCAGACUCCAAUCAAAUGCAACAAAUGAUAAUCGUAUCCCAUCAUCACAGCCUUCUCCACUAGAAAGCCGUGUUUUGCGUCCCAAUAGAUUCCCUGCUGCAGGAGCAGCUCCCUAUGUUCCCAUCCGACAAUUGAGGACUCCUUGCCAUGGGAUUGCACCGCCAGUGACAAUAAGGACAGCAGUGCCUGUGUUCUCGGCACCACCACUUCCGCCACCUCCUGUGAUGCCCUGCCAGGCAAUGCGUGUCCCACCACUACGAGUGGCUCCACCUGUCACUAUGAGGCAGGCUGUGCCUGUAUUUUCUGCUCCACCGAUUAGAAAAGAUGAUCCACCAACCACUCGGAAAGAAGAUCCUCCAAUCAUUGUGAAAGAAGAUCUUCCAGUCAUUCGGAAAGCAGAUCCUCCUGCUGUUAUUGCUUCUUCCCCACAGAAUGAUUUGAUAGCUCAAGUAGAGGAAACUGGAAGCGCAUCUUCAAACAGUUUGCAGGAAUCCAAGACAGUGCAAAGCUUGGAACAACUAAAAAUUUGAUGGUGAUCGGGGAGAACGUAGUGUAUGGGAGGAAAAAUAGUUGUGCUGCCCUUAAGUUUGUUUUGUCAUAUUUCUCAUCUUAUUAUAUGUGUUUUAUUUUCUUGCCCAUCUUUUCUUAAUCUUCUACCCUUUUUUAUUUUGUUUAAAGGUACAAGUUGGCAGGUUGGUUUAGAAUUAGCAAUCUCAUAUUUAUGCGAUUUAAGAGUAGCUAUGUCAGUUUUGCUCUUCAGUUACUAAAUUCUGCAUUUAGUUGUAAUAUUCAUGCCAUUGAAGAAGAGCUUUGUGCUGGAGAUUAGGGAGGGAGGAGACAUGAUAUAUAUAGCAUAUCAUAUUAUUAAUUCAAA
Prunus mume (Japanese apricot) is the source of this 1924-nucleotide messenger RNA. RefSeq names its product dsRNA-binding protein 2 (gene DRB2). Gene Ontology annotation, molecular function: double-stranded RNA binding. The record is from RefSeq and is a predicted model, not a curated record. Lineage: Eukaryota; Viridiplantae; Streptophyta; Magnoliopsida; Rosales; Rosaceae.